AUGUCGUUUAAGGGUGUGUCGCUAAAAGUGGGUUUAGUGAAGCGUAAUAUUCUCCACUACCGGUAUCAGAUGCCGUCUACAGGGCUCCUGACCUACAUUCUGACAACCCUUUUUUUCCUACCAAAUUGUCAAUUGGCCGCAGCUAAACACAACAAUCACUUUAAUGAACACAAUCUAAAUGCUCAGCCGCCAGCGCGCAUCUUCUCCUACCUCAUCAAAGACGAAGCCGAACUCUUCCCGGGCCAACUGGCCUGCAAUCAGGGAGGACACAUGAGCAAGCUUGUGAGUGGGGAGAACAUCCUCUCCCAACUGUCCGACUACUUCCACUACCUGUCGCGGGCGGCUUCUGUUCGAGAAAGCGAAGGUCUGUGGACCUCACCCUACCUGGAUGCCUUUGGACUCGGCCUCGUAGUGACGCACGCGAUCCCUGCCAUCUCGAGGCGUGAGCAGAAGACCAUUGGUGUGGCGGGCGUCGACUUGACGAUGGAGGAGAUUGAGACUGUACUCACACGCUAUCAAUGGGGCGGUGUUACGUCGUUUUUGAUCGACCGCGAAGGCCAGACCAUCUACCAUCCGCUGCUCAAGGCCAGAACCACGCUGCUGGAGGACCCGAUCUUUGUGCCCAUCCAGCAGCUGGAGCAGGACAAGGAUGGCAACCCACGCGAAUUCUCAGAGCUGUUGGUUCAGAUGUCUAAAGGCGAGACAGGCCAGAUGCAUAUUCGCGAAGGUCGCCGCGGAACACCCAAGGGCGACUAUCAGGCGGGGGUGCGCUUUGACAUAAUGCCACUGUCCUACUACUUUGGGCCUCUUCACGACUCGAAUUAUACUAUCGUCUUCGUGCUCAGUGAGGCCGACAAGUAG
Protopolystoma xenopodis is the source of this 861-nucleotide messenger RNA. The record is from the annotation of a GenBank genome assembly. Lineage: Eukaryota; Metazoa; Platyhelminthes; Monogenea; Polystomatidea; Polystomatidae.